AUGACAUUAUUUGUUUUUUUAUUUGGUAUUAUUGGAAAUUCAUUAAAUACAUUAGUACUUUCACAAGCAAAACUACGUUCUAAUCCAUGUGUUCUUUACUUUCUCGGUUCAUCUGUGUCUAGUCUUGGAAUCAUUCUAGUUGGUCUUCCAACACGCCUCAUAGAUGGAUGGAUAUCAACUGAUCCGACGAAUACAAAUUCUUUACUUUGUAAAUUACGUAUUUUUCUUCUCUAUGGAUUUCGUACAACAUCAGUUUGGCUUAUUGUACUUGCUACUAUUGAUCGAUGGCUUGUAAGUAAUACUCGAGUUACAAGACGAUUUUUAAGUUCUCGUCGAACUGCACAUAAAAGCAUUAUUAUUGUCCAUAUUUUAUCAUUUCUUUUAUGGGCACAAUCUGUUUUUUGUUAUAAUACUAACCUUCCUCAAGCUCCUCUUAAAUGUUAUGGAAUGACAGCGGCAUGUCGAAUUUUUAAUGAUGUUGUAUAUGCAAGUUCAACUGUCAUUAUUCCAUCAUUAUUAAUGUUAAUCUUUGGGUUUUUAACUAUUCAUAAUAUAAAUCAAUCUCGUCGAACAAUUAAACCAUUUAUUGGUACGGUUAUGCCUAUGAAUUGCUCAAAUAAGAUGAAACGAAGAAGAAUACGAUAUAAUAAAGGUUCUCUCACUGGUAUGCUUCUUCUUCAAGUUAUUCUCUUAACUUUUCUUUCGUUGCCACAAGCUAUACAUCAGCUUUAUUUGACGCUUACUAUUCACAUAACCCGAAGUCCAUUUCGUAACGCUAUAGACAAUUUUAUUAUUAAUCUGGAUUUCUCUCUUACAUACGUCGGAAAUAGUAUUCCUUUUUACAUUUAUACACUUACUGGAGCUUUAUUUCGUCAAACUUUUAUUAAACUUGUUCUUUCAAUAUAUCUACAAUUGAAACUUUAUCUAUCUAACAUUUAUUCUGAUCUUAUUAAUUAUUUUUUUCCUGUUUCUCGUUCACAAGUAACAUUAGAAUAA
Rotaria sp. Silwood1 is the source of this 996-nucleotide messenger RNA. The record is from the annotation of a GenBank genome assembly. Lineage: Eukaryota; Metazoa; Rotifera; Eurotatoria; Philodinida; Philodinidae.